Molecule: messenger RNA, 2550 nt
Organism: Microthlaspi erraticum
Lineage: Eukaryota; Viridiplantae; Streptophyta; Magnoliopsida; Brassicales; Brassicaceae
Source: the annotation of a GenBank genome assembly
AUGCAAGCUGUGAUUCGCUCGUUCGUCUCCGGUGGAAAUGUUGUCAAGGCCUCUCUGCUGCAACAUGUCCGUGUGAUUAACCCGGCGAUCCAGCCUUCUGUGUUCUGUUCACGCUCCGAAUCCACUCAGUCUGCUCGUAUGGAGGAGCAUGGAUUCGAGAGCACAACCAUUUCUGACAUUAUGAACGCCAAAGGCAAAAGCGCUGAUGGAUCUUGGCUUUGGUGUACCACUGAUGACACUGUUUACGAGGCUGUUAAAUCCAUGACACAACACAAUGUUGGUGCCUUGGUGGUUGUGAAACCUGGUGAGCAACAAUCUCUCGCUGGGAUCAUUACUGAGAGAGAUUAUCUGAGGAAGAUCAUAGUGCAAGGGAGAUCAUCCAAAUCAACAAAAGUUGGGGACAUUAUGACUCAAGAGAAUAAGCUUAUCACCGUGACACCGGAGACCAAGGUCUUGCAGGCUAUGCAGCUGAUGACUGAUAACCGGAUCAGGCACAUUCCAGUGAUCAAAGACAAGGGUAUGAUCGGGAUGGUGUCCAUUGGAGACGUGGUCCGUGCAGUUGUGAGUGAGCAUCGAGAGGAGCUCAACCGCCUGAAUGCGUUUAUUCAGGGAGCCAUGGCUACGGAGUUUCGGAGCUUAUCGGAAACUUCUGGAUCCGCGAUCGCCUUGAUUCUUCUGCUCUUCAUCCAUGGUGUUCACUCUUUCUAUCUCCCUGGCGUCGCUCCUCAGGAUUUCGAAAAGGGUGAUGAGCUGAAGGUGAAAGUGAAUAAGUUAACAUCCAUAAAGACUCAGCUUCCAUACUCGUAUUACUCUCUUCCUUUUUGUCGCCCUAAGAAGAUAGUGGACAGUACUGAGAAUCUCGGAGAAGUGCUUCGUGGUGAUCGGAUCGAGAAUGCCCCAUAUUCGUUUAAAAUGCGGGAGGCACAGAUGUGUAAUAUUCUUGGCCGGGUCACUCUUGAUGCGAAGUCAGCCAAAGCGUUCAAAGAAAAGAUCGAUGAUGAGUACCGAGUCAACAUGAUCCUCGACAACCUUCCUCUUGUCGUUCCAAUUGAAAGACUGGAUCAAGGUUCUCCAGCUGUUGUUUAUCAGCUCGGAUAUCAUAUUGGUCUUAAAGGCCAGUACGAGGGGAGCAAAGAGCAAAAGUUCUUUAUGCACAAUCACUUGGCGUUUACAGUCCGGUAUCACAGAGAUUCGCAGACUGAUGCUGCAAGGAUUGUGGGGUUUGAGGUCAAACCAUACAGUGUUAAGCAUGAAUAUGAAGGAGAAUGGAGUGAGAAGACCCGUCUGACGACCUGUGAUCCUCACACAAAACGUCUGGUCGUUAGCUCAGCUACCCCUCAAGAAGUUGAGCAAAAGAAGGAGAUUAUAUUCACAUAUGAUGUCGAUUUCCAGGAGAGUGAAGUGAAGUGGGCAUCUAGAUGGGAUGCUUAUCUUCUGAUGAGUGAUAACCAAAUUCACUGGUUCUCUAUCGUCAAUUCCCUGAUGAUCGUCCUGUUCCUGUCUGGUAUGGUGGCAAUGAUAAUGCUGAGGACUCUUUACCGUGACAUUUCACGCUACAACGAGUUGGAGACUCAAGAAGAAGCUCAAGAAGAGACAGGAUGGAAGCUUGUCCAUGGUGAUGUUUUCAGGCUUCCAACCAAUUCAGAUCUGCUCUGCGUCUACGUUGGUACAGGGGUCCAGUGUUUAGGCAUGGUACUCGUCACUAUGAUCUUCGCCAUGCUCGGAUUUCUCUCCCCUUCCAAUCGCGGUGGUCUGAUGACGGCCAUGCUCCUGCUCUGGGUCUUCAUGGGUCUCUUCGCUGGUUACGCCUCCUCACGUCUCUACAAAAUGUUCAAAGGAACAGAGUGGAAGAGAAUCGCCUUCAGAACAGCCUUCUUGUUCCCUGCAGUUGUCUCAUCCAUCUUCUUCGUCCUCAACGCUCUCAUCUGGGGACAGAAGUCAUCCGGUGCAGUGCCCUUCGGGACGAUGUUCGCCUUGAUAUUCCUCUGGUUUGGCAUCUCGGUUCCUCUUGUCUUUGUCGGCGGUUACAUCGGUUUCAAGAAGCCAGCGGCUGAUGACCCAGUGAAAACCAACAAAAUCCCGAGGCAAAUCCCAGAGCAAGCUUGGUACAUGAACCCGGUUUUCUCAAUCCUCAUUGGAGGAAUCUUACCGUUUGGUGCAGUCUUCAUUGAGCUCUUCUUCAUCCUCACAUCCAUCUGGCUCAACCAGUUCUACUACAUCUUCGGGUUCCUCUUCCUCGUGUUUGUAAUCCUCAUCGUUACUUGCGCCGAGAUAACAGUAGUACUCUGCUACUUCCAGCUUUGCAGCGAGGACUACCUUUGGUGGUGGAGAUCUUACUUGACAUCAGGCUCAUCAGCUCUCUACCUCUUCCUCUACGCGACGUUCUACUUCUUCACAAAGCUUCAGAUCACCAAACUGGUCUCGGCGAUGCUUUACUUUGGGUACAUGCUCAUCGCGUCUUAUGCAUUUUUUGUGCUCACAGGAACCAUUGGGUUCUAUGCUUGUCUCUGGUUCACACGGCUCAUCUAUUCCUCGGUUAAGAUCGAUUAG